ACGCAUAUACUGUAAUUUGUUCCAUGUCAAUUUUACUUCCUAAUAAAUAAAAAAACAUGGAGCAGAAUGAAGACUAUACUGUGUAAUCAGGAGUAAUUGGGUUUUAUAAUUACAGUUUCAGGAUAACCAAAACAUUUGACUUCUGUUUUUUGAAAAUAUUUUUUUUCAUGCAAGACAGAGGAGAGCAUUAGCUAAAACAGUAGGUUGGACUCAAACCCAUGCUGAAAUUUUUCAAAACAAUUAUAAAACAUUUGUAAUACUGAUUACAAUUCAAACGGCGUUACUCCAUGUGAAUAUGUCCUACAUCCUUUACUUCCCUUUUACUGUCUUCCAGGGAAGAUCUGGCUGAUCGUCAUGAUCUCACUGAGGGUCUUGGUGCUGCUGUUUGCUGGGUACCCUCUGUACCAGGACGAGCAGGAGCGUUUUGUCUGCAACACAAUCCAGCCUGGCUGUGCCAACGUCUGCUACGACAUCUUCGCUCCCGUCUCUCUGUUCCGGUUCUAUCUGGUUCAGCUCGUCCUCCUCUGCCUCCCGUUCUCCGUCUUCGUUGCCUAUGUCGUCCACGAGGUGACGACGCACCUCGCUAUCGAUACUACUCACAACUCAGUCGGGGCUGGACUGCUCUACCGUGAGUCGUUCAGGAAGACGACCCUGACCGCGACCUCUCUCGAGCCGGAGCUCGGCGAUACUCAGCGUUUUACGGGAUCGUACGUUCUGCACCUGUUGCUCAGGAUCCUGCUGGAGGCCGGGUUUGCCGCGGCCCACUACUACCUGUUUGGGUUCUACAUCCCCAGGAGGUUCCUGUGUCAGCAGUCACCCUGCACAACCCAGGUAGACUGCUACAUCUCGAGACCCACGGAGAAGACCGUCAUGCUGAACUUCAUGUUUGGGGCGGGUGCCGUGUCGUCACUACUCAACGUGGCAGACCUCAUUUGCGCCAUCAAGAGCGCGGCGAGAAAGAAGACCAAAGAAAACCUGCUGGAGGACAAGGCGUACAAAGAGGAGCAGUACUGUCUGUCGCCCAGCGGGGGGAGCACAUGCAUGGAGGCCAACCUCCCUCUACUCCCCCGGGUCCUGGGGGCGGAACCUGGAUCCUUCCGCAAGAGAGACGUUAGUAAGCCCAAUGUUGUGGGCCGCCCGGGGGACGGACGGAGCCCUUUGACCCCUUGCUGUGACUCUAGUUUCUCCCCGGGGCCUCCGGGCUUCAACGUUAAUGACGGAAACCUCUAUCACGCGCCGCUGGAGGAGGGACAAGACGGGGAAGGUAGCGAGGUGGCUCUGUGCCCUCCGGAGCCCCCGGGGACACCCAGGUCCAUACUGGUUAACAAACGCAACCGCCUCAAGCCGCCCCCGCCACCCCCCCGACGGGUCCUGUGCUCCCUCGAUGCGGCCGCCGCUUCACGAGCAUCAGUGUGCACCAGAAAAGUGGGCCAAUACACCGUGGUGGAGAUGACAGCCUCAGACCAGCAGUCCAACACCGAGGAGAGCCAAGAUAAGAGGUCUGAGUGGGUAUGACGGGACCGGGUUGACCACAGGGCUGGAGCUCUCCGGGGACACAUUUCUGUAUUUCCAGAUGGAAAGUUCCGGAUCAAGCCCACCUGUCUCUGAGGUGGUGUCGUGGACGGCUGUGGAGAGUUAUUCUUGUGUGCCUAACACAGAAGCAACUGUAACAGGAGUGAAAUACUACACAGUGCUGUAACACUUCCAAGUUCAUUCUUAUUCUGAGGCAGCAGUUUCACACCAGGAUAGUUAAAUGACAUGUGAUUCUGUCACUCACGUAUUAGACAACAU
Esox lucius (northern pike) is the source of this 1791-nucleotide messenger RNA. RefSeq names its product gap junction delta-4 protein. The record is from RefSeq and is a predicted model, not a curated record. Gene Ontology annotation, cellular component: connexin complex. Bases 355 to 1515 code for a protein of 386 amino acids. Lineage: Eukaryota; Metazoa; Chordata; Actinopteri; Esociformes; Esocidae. Gene Ontology annotation, biological process: cell communication. The transcript has a single exon.